GCCCGGCUUGCUGAACACACAGUGAAGGGCUAUAAUCACACAAACCCCCACACACCGUCUUAUGGCCGCUGGUACCGAGACCUGAACUAGUCGUCGGGCGGGCGGGGAAACAACCACCGGUGUGCUGCUGCUCCUGCUGCUCUGGGGAGCAGAAGGGGAGCAUCAAUGCCUCCAAGUUCCCUCUCACAUAUCGGCCUGGAUCUGUUCUCACCAUCGGGCCUCCUGCGCUGAGAUAAUGAAAGGAUGGCCGAGCAGCGAUGCGGGGACCACGGAGGGCUGACGGAUGCUGCUGCAGCGACUCGCCGGGAUGAGCAGCGGCAUCACAACACGAUGAAUUCAACGGAGGAAGCAGGAGGAGAGUGUCUCUCUUUGGAGGAGAUACUGAGGCUUUACAGCCAGCCCAUCAAUGAGGAGCAGGCUUGGGCGGUGUGUUACCAGUGCUGCAUGACGCUGGCGAAGAGACACCGGAGCAGGAGAAGCUCCUCCGCCUCCGCCGCCGGAGCAUCAUCAGCGGCGGCUCCGAGGAAGAUAUCUGGACCUGGGGAUGUUAGGAUACAGAAAGACGGGUCUGUGAGGGUGGAGCACCAGGGCUGUGAAGGUAAAUACAGCCCUUGCACAACAACAGAGGUGAUUGAGUCUCUGGGCAUCAUGAUCUACAAAGCUCUGGAUUACGGGUUGAAGGAGAAUGAGGAGAGGGAGCUCAGCCCCCCUCUGGAGCAGCUCAUCGACCUCAUGACCAACAUGGCUGAGGCUGAGAGGGAGGCCUGUCCCGACGAAGGAUAUGAGGCCACAGAAGAAGAGGAUGAAGCAGAGGAUGACCCUGACAUCUCCAGUGUUCAUGGCUACGGAGAUAUCCUCAAGCUUUGCACAGCUCAUCUACCCAGUCUAUCAGACGCACCCAAUCACUACCAGGCAGUGUGUCGUGCUCUGUACACAGAAACCAGGGAGCUGCGCACUUUUCUGGAGAAGAUCAAGAGUGCCAAGGAGAACCUCCGUAAAAUGGAGCAUGAGUCAUCAGUGGAGCCUGGCCACGACCUGAAUGACCUACAGAAUGCUGACUGGGCAGUGAUUAAAGAGCUUCUCAGGAACCAUGUUGAGAUGGAUAGAACCACUGCCCUUGAUGAACCCUCCUUAUUUUGUGUGCACAGAGAGGCUCGAUUCUGGGUUCAGGUGAUGAGGGACCUGCGUGAUGGAGUCAAGCUGAAGAAGGUGCAGGAGCGGCAGUACAACCCUCUGCCCAUCGAGUACCAGCUCACUCCCUAUGAGAUGCUCAUGGACGACAUCAGGUCCAAACGAUACAAACUGCGCAAAGUCAUGGUAAAUGGAGACGUCCCGCCCAAGUUAAAGAAGAGCGCUCAUGAAGUCAUCCUGGAGUUCAUCAGAUCGAGACCACCUCUCAACCCCGUGUCAGCUCGUAAGCUGAAGCCACAGACUCAGCCUCCUCCAACACUGCAUGAGCGGAUCCUGGAGGAAAUCAAAGCAGAGAGGAAACUUCGACCUGUGUCACCUGGUGAGGUCCGCAGGGGAAGGCUGGGUUUUGGCAAAACUCGCAGUAUGCCACAGGAUUUGUUCCGUUCUGGAUUAGAUGAGUUUAGUCCAUACAUGGGCAGGAGGGUGUCCAGCUCUCUGUCUCUGACCAAUGGAUCAGCAUCUCCCAGAGAAGAACCCUCCGGAUCUCAGUCUGCACCUCAGAGGAAGAGGCUCCUGAAGGCUCCCAGCCUCGCCGAGCUGGACAGCUCUGACUCUGAUGAUGAGAUCGUUGGCCGCAAAUCAGCCAGCAGCUCCAGCGUAGCUACAUCUGUGAUGGAUGAUACAUCCCCAGAGUCUGUGCUUGGGAAGAAAACCCCACCCAUGUUUCUGCCCAUCUCCUCCACACCCCAGCCGGAGAGGCGUCGGACCCCCCAGAGGAGACACUCCAUCGAGAAGGAAACCCCGACCAAUGUCCGACAGUUUCAGCCGCCCUCCAAACAGAGCUCCAAGUCUCUGGAGGAGUUUUGUUUCCCUGUGGAGUGUCUGUCUCUGACAGUGGAGGAGGUGAUGCACAUCAGACAGGUGCUGGUUAAGGCAGAGCUGGAGAAGUUCCAGCAGUACAAAGACAUCUACAACGCUAUGAAGAAGGGAAAGCUUUGCUUCUGUUGUCGAACUAAAAGGUUCUCCUUUUUCACCUGGUCGUACCUCUGCCAGUUUUGCAAAAAGCCUGUUUGUUCACAGUGCUGCAAAAAGAUGCGACUGCCGUCCAAACCUUAUUCCAGCUUGCCCAUCUAUUCCAUUGGCUCGACCAACACUCUCCCCAGGCAGAGGGUAAGUGCUAUGACUGCUGUAGGACAAGGACUCUCUGUGGCUGGAGACCCGAGACCGUCAACAGUGGGAGAGUCCACGGCGCCUCCAACUUUGAAAGGAGCAACAACAGGAGCAUCUAAAGGAGCUGGAAAAGCCCCAGGAGCAGCAGCCGCUGCUGCUAAAUCUGAGAAAUCCUCCAGCAGCCUGCAGCGUCACGGCAUUCAGAAGACCAUGUCCAAGCUUUCAAAGCAUGGCUCCUUAAAGUCCCAUGAAGAGCUGGAGCUACCCCCGGAGCUGACGGAAGACUGGGCCACCAUGGAGGUGUGUGUAGACUGCAAGAAGUUCAUCACUGACAUUAUCGCCUCCAGCAAGCACAGCCUGUCAUUGGCCACCAAAAGAGCUCGCCUAAAACGCAAGACCCAAUCCUUCUACCUGUCCUCCCCUAAAGGAAGGGAGGAGUACCGGCCCUCUGAACGAACAAUCAAAGAGAUCUAAAUAUCACUCUGGCUGCUUACGGCUCCAAUGGCACAAUUAUAAAGACUCAACACUGGAUGUGAUCCUACUGUACAUGUACACUUCAAUCUGAUAAAGCUGUCAGAAUGGCUGAUCUGAAGCUCAGUGGUGGACAGUGUGGUUUUUGUUGCUCUGUCCUGAUCAUUGUGUACAGCUCCUUCAGACAGCAGCAUACUAUAGAUCUGCCAACCUUUUUUUUACUUACCAUAUCAUGAAUGACCCUUUAAUAUCUGGCCACAGUGUUUGAGUAAAGAUACAAAAACUGUUGUGAUGACAAAUUGCUCAAAGUGGAAUGACUUUCCUCCCCUCUGAUGGCACAACAGCAUGGUCCAACCCAACUCACAUUAAGAUCAAUAAGCACAAGAAGGAUCCAUGUUUGUUUGACUUCCUCAGGCACAGGCACUGCAGAAGACACAGGGCCUGCAGAGAGAUCAUGUUGUAAACUGAGAGUGUCACAUUCAAGAAUAUAUGGAAUAUUGAACAGUACAUUUUGUAUGGUUUUUAAUUUAGUUGGGUUUUUUUUAAUGUGUGUACAGUAAAUGAUUGUUCGAUGAAAAGUCACGCUCUGUUUUUGAUUAGCAGUUUUAUUUUUGCUGAUGAUGAGACUUUCCCACACGUUCAACUUUACUAAACAUACAAGCAAUUCGUUUUUUGCAUCAUAUUUAGAAAUCAUCUGCAUCAUUAUGCAUAUUUAGUGCCAAAUAAUAACUUGUUGAUGAUCUACAUGCCACCCAAAGAAAAAAAUAUCCUCUGAUGUAUGUUUGAAGCAGUCUUGCAACAUAAUUAUUUAACAAACUUUAAAGCCCAUGAAAACAUGAUUUUAAAUCUCACUAUAACCUUCAUUAUGCAUUAAAUAAGCACAGAAGCAGUCCUGCUUCGUCAGGACUCUGUGGGCAUGAUUUGAUCCGAUUUGAUUGACAGUGAUGUGACAAUCAAGCAAUUUUAGUAUUGCAUUACCAUAAUGUAAGGGAACUUGUAAGAGACAGAUUAAAAAAACGUUGUUCAUAACUUCAGUUUAAGAGGCUGAAAUAUGGGUUCAAAAAACGCUCAAAAAAUGCUAGAGCCUACAUUUACCAUGAUGCAACACCUACGCAUCUUUUGUAAACCAUUCCUAACUGCUAAAUACCCACACCUUUCAACCUCCACGGCCCGAGUUGGUAACAAACCAUACAUUUGAUCAUCAAUCGAUAAAAUAUAAUCAAACGUAAAAUGAUAAUUUUCCUUCUGAGCCACAGAAGACGCUCGACGAGAGUUUUCAUUGUUGUCACAGGCUCAGUAAUACUCAUAAUGAGUAAACUGAUCUUCAUGUUCUGUGAAGUGCCCCUAUUAACAAACACCCCCACAAUUGCUAAUUGAAACAAAGCUAAAUACUAAUUUCUCCAGGGAAGUACAUGAUAUCUGCCUGUUUCCAACUGAGACUCGCCCUCAAACCAGUGAGAAGAGCACAUGUGAAACAGAAAAUACAGUAAGAAGCAGAUUAAAAACAUGAUUUUAAAGGGCCUUUAAAGCACAUUUCUUAACCAUACAUUUAUACCAUAUGUUCAUUUGCAACUACAUUUUAACUUAAACAGAUUCAGGCAUAGAAACAUCAUUACCUGCAGUAUCAUGUGUUGCAGGACCGCCUUUUAAUAAUAAUAAUAAUUUACAGGAAAUAUCUGCAUAUCUUUGCAUUUUUAAAUAUUCCUUUGCAUUGAUAAAUAUGUUGUAUGUAUUAUCCUCCUUUGCUUAUCUUUACAUUAAGUACCUGUGUAAAGAUUAGUCAUAAUAAAAACACCUCAUGUUAAUGUUUUUGUACAGAUGUAGUUGAUGAGUUCACUGUACAGGCAGCAAAAAAAUAGCAUACUGUCUUGCUGUUCAACACACACUGUAAGUCUUAAUAUAAUGCCUUUAUGAUUUCCCUCCAUCUUUCAGUCUCACUGGCGGGGAGAAAUACCUGACUUGUGGCCUGGAUGUCCAUUUGAUUCUUCAUCACAUUCCUUGUCUUCCUCCUUAACAUAUUUCUGCCUUAAAAAUUGCCUUUUAUGAUCACACACAUGUUGAACAGUCAUCUACUGUAACUGUACAUACCUUGUUUCUGAUGGUUUGUUUGUAGAUCUGCUCUGUUUUGCCUUGAUGGUAUCUUGACAGUGGGACUGCUGUAGAUCUGUGUCUCUGAGAGGGAAACUACCCAGUAUAGUGUGUUCAGGGGAGGAGUGGGAAGUCCACAGAAGAAACCUCACAGUGUGACAGCAUCAUGCAUGUACUAUGGUGUAGCUUGUACCUUCAGUCUGUAUUACCUUCAAGCUGUAACUCCUUGCAGAGAGUGCAACAAAUGAUGACUACAACAAUAAAGUGUAAUGCAAUACCUGA
This is a messenger RNA of Micropterus salmoides (largemouth bass), 5142 nucleotides long. It is a transcript of the gene spire1b, whose product is annotated as spire-type actin nucleation factor 1b. Gene Ontology annotation, cellular component: cytoplasmic vesicle membrane; cell cortex. Gene Ontology annotation, biological process: cleavage furrow formation; actin filament polymerization; establishment of meiotic spindle localization. The record is from RefSeq and is a predicted model, not a curated record. Gene Ontology annotation, molecular function: actin binding. The transcript is spliced from 18 exons. Bases 244 to 2775 code for a protein of 843 amino acids. NCBI's taxonomy places the organism in Eukaryota, Metazoa, Chordata, Actinopteri, Centrarchiformes, Centrarchidae.